Messenger RNA from Amoebophrya sp. A120, 1632 nucleotides. The record is from the annotation of a GenBank genome assembly. Lineage: Eukaryota; Dinophyceae; Syndiniales; Amoebophryaceae.
AUCGAAAGCCGAAAGAUCCGUGCGGCGAGAUUUUACUGAUGAUCAAAAAAUGAAGCUGCGCUAAAAUCUAGAUCCAAAUGCUGGACUGAGGAUGGAAGUUUUGGCUUUGCUUAGAUCUCGGAAUUGAGAAGCCCCACAGAGACAUGAUCCCUACCUCAAUGUAAAUCAAAGUCGAUCUUCAUCAAAACCGAACGAUCCCCUGGUCAAUGGAAAUGACGAUCAUCAUGAUGGUCACGACAGAGGAUCGAGGUCGAUCCACUUGUUCUGCCCGAAAUGAUAUUUGUGGAGGAUCUAUGAAGAGAUGCGUUCCGAUCAUGGCGUAGAUUGUUCUAAAUUGUCUGACACGAUCCCAUUUGCUGCCUGUUUCGAUUCCUGUUAUCGAAUUAUUUGUCUUUUGAUUCUCAACAGGGACGCACGAGCCUACGGAAGAGUAGUAGAGAGUUCUAGCACACAAAGCAUCACACAAAAUGACGAUUAAGGGCCUCAAGAAGAAGUCCGUCGCCAAGGGCAAGAAAGUCAACGUAUCACUUUUUUUUGUGUGAAAUUGCUCCUGGUGCAGUGUUAGUUUAUUUGGUCAUGCGACGCAGGAUGAUGUAUGAGUCGUGAUCCUCUGCAUUAUAUCUGUCCAGAACUACUUAAAAAGUAUCACUGAACUCAAAAAGCUCUGAAGUGUUGUACAACUCAAAAAGAAUCACUGAAACAUCUUUGCAAACAGGUUGCCUUUGUGGUGGACUGCCAACAGCCUGUCGAUGACAACAUUAUGGACCCGGCGGGCCUCGAGCAAUUCUUCAAGGAUCGCAUCAAGGUCAACAACAAAACCGGAAACCUCGGCGACAAAGUGAAGGUACAAGCAUGUAUUUCCUACUAUUUCGAUGUGAGAGUAGCAGAGUCAGAUAGAUCAUUAGCAGCGUGAAGCUGAUGCGCAAAGUUUGUGUGUCCCAAUCAAGGCGUUGCGAUACGGUUUUUGUACUGCGCUGCGCACAGUAUAACGCACGCUCCGUGAGUCGUUAACGCGCGCUCCGCGAGUAUGUGGAAAUGUCACGUGCGCUCCGUGAGUCCGAAAUUUUUUGAGUAGUGCAGACAGUACAACGCGAAGAAAUUGAAAUGAACCAAAACUUCAGUGGGAUAUUUCGCCAAUAACCAACUUUUAAAAAUCACAGAUCACUCGGGACAAGAGCAAGAUUACCGUCAAUGCGGAACUGCCGUUCUCCAAGAGAUACUUGAAGUACCUGACCAAGAAGUACUUGAAGAAGCAGCAGCUGCGCGAUUUUUUGCACGUCGUCGCUCCGAGCCGCAAGACCUACGAGCUCCGCUACUUCAACAUCAACGCCGAUGAAGAGGAGGAUUAAAGAAUCUACGAAGCGUGCGUAGCUUCCUCGAGAAGAGACAAUCGGUCAUAGACGCUAUAUGAUCAAACCCGUGUGCUUGCUUUGAACAGAACCUCAAAAAUCUCUCUUCGCCCUAAGGCUGUAUACUCUGUCACUCUAGCUGUGGAACGGGGGACCCUUUGAGUCCUUCCGCUCGAGGCUAGUUGCUCACUUACGAGCGGGCGCGGAACGCUUUAAAUGUCGAAAGCGGAAGAAAGAGAGCUGUGUUCAAGUAAGUUCUAAAUCGUGUUGAUUGUGAUUCGUG